AGUGCUAUAGAGACCGAUCUCUCGAAAGAACGGCCUAUUUGGCCUUUGUCGAGCUAUGGACCCGGCAAAGAUGCCCCUAGGCAGCUUUUUGGUGGCUUUCCAGUCGAGCAGAGUAUAGGCAAUCAAGCCCGAAGUAAUGCCUUUUCUACGGUAUCUUCAACGCCCGCAACCUUUGGUCAGAAUACAUCAACAUUUGGUCAACCUUCUGCUCCCACCCAGACGUCUGCAUUCGGACAACCAUCCGCGCCAGCGCAAAACACAGCUUUUGGUCGGCCAUCAGCACUUGGCUCUACACCAACUUUCGGCCAACCCUCUCAGCCAGUAUCUGCGUUUGGCCAGCCAUCAGCACCACUUGGGAAUAGCUCUGCUUUAGGGGGACAAUCAGCAUUUGGACAACCGUCAGCUCCAGGCUUUGGGCAGAAGUCUGCCUUCAGCCAGCCGUCACAACCUGCUUUCGGCCAGUCAGGCACAUCGUCGACAUUUGGACAACCCUCUCAGCCAGGACUAACGUCUGCAUUCGGCCAAGUCCCACAGCCAGGACCAACACCAGCAUUCGGACAGCCUGCCUUUGGGCAGCCAUCUACUCUUGGCCAAACACAAUCUCAAGGCUCAAAUUCAACGUUUGGUCAGGCAUCACAGCCAGGUUCGACAUCGACAUUUGGUCAGCCCUCGCAAUCCGGUUCAACACCGGCAUUUGGUCAACCAUCACAGCCGGGCGCAACAUCAGCCUUUGGUCAGCCUUCGCAGCCAGGAGCUGCAUCAGCAUUCGGGCAGCCCUCGCAGACAGCAGCCGCGCCAGCGUUUGGUCAGCCAUCAGCUUUUGGUAAACCAGCGUUCGGAACGCCAUCUCAGCCUGCGUCGUUUGGUGGACAACUAAAUACUGGCGGAAGUGCUUUUGGAAAG
Messenger RNA from Pseudovirgaria hyperparasitica, 903 nucleotides. RefSeq lists its product as uncharacterized. The transcript is spliced from 2 exons. The annotation marks the transcript as partial. Lineage: Eukaryota; Fungi; Ascomycota; Dothideomycetes; Acrospermales; Acrospermaceae. The record is from RefSeq and is a predicted model, not a curated record.